AUGGGGCACGUUCCCCCGAAAACCGUUGUUGAAUUCGAAAUCAGCCCAGGUACUGCAUUUGACCAAGGGAAUCGCCUCGUCCCUGACGCCAGCUACGGUAUCAUGUCUUGGGAGAUUGCGGACAAAGACGUGACGAAGCUACGGGAGACCGUGUCAGCAGAAGGAUCUCUCCUAUACAGCUUUCUGAAAUGUUCUCUUAUUGUGAAAAAUUCCGGAGAAACCUUCCUACUCGGUAACCAAAAUCUGUCCACCUCAAUGACGCAUCCAUUUGGACUACUUCAAGAAGUGGCAUUGAGCUCCUCGGGUGAUGCUCUUGUGACGAACCAUGAUAAUAUCGUUAAAACAUGGGAUAUGACAAUAGGGACACCUUAA
Messenger RNA from Fonsecaea erecta, 372 nucleotides. RefSeq lists its product as hypothetical. The record is from RefSeq and is a predicted model, not a curated record. The coding region runs from base 1 to 372 and encodes 123 amino acids. The transcript has a single exon. Lineage: Eukaryota; Fungi; Ascomycota; Eurotiomycetes; Chaetothyriales; Herpotrichiellaceae.